GCAUCCAUCCCUCACAGUUCACCCCACAAAUCACAAGUUUCAGUUCAACAUUGCAGAUUGAUUUUAACAAAAAUGCUGCCUACUAACCAAUGUGCAUUCUUCAUAGCUAUCACCAUACUCCUCCUCUGUCUCACUAGAACAAAUGGCAGUGGUUAUCAGCUGAUCGUAGUAAACAACUGCAACGAGAGCAUAUGGCCCGGAAUCCAGGCCGGUGCAGGGCAGCGGACGCUCAAUGAGGGUGGCUUCCUCCUCAGCAGCGGGGGAGAGGUGGCCAUCGAUGUCCCUGAGAAGUGGUCGGGUCGGCUAUGGGGAAGGCAGCUCUGCAAUUUCGACUCCAAUGGGAAGGGCUCGUGCGCCACGGGCGACUGCGCCGGACAACUCCACUGCCAAGGGCUUGGCGGAUCACCCCCGGCCACGGUGGUGGAGAUGACAUUAGGCUCAUCCACCUCGCCACUCCACUUCUACGAUGUGAGCCUGGUGGACGGCUUCAACCUGCCCGUCUCGAUGAAGCCCGUCGGGGGAGGGGUGGGGUGCGGAGUGGCGUCGUGCGAGGUCGAUCUGAACGUGUGCUGCCCCUCGGCUCUGGAGGUUAGAGUGGGAGGGCAGGUUGUGGGGUGCAAGAGUGCUUGCUUAGCUAUGCAAUCACCAAAAUACUGCUGCACAGGGCAGUAUGCAGAUCCCAAAACUUGCAAACCUACAGUUUUUGCAAAUUUGUUCAAGGCCAUUUGUCCCAAGGCGUAUAGCUAUGCCUUUGAUGAUUCUUCAAGCCUCAACAAAUGCAUAGCAAAGAGAUAUGUUAUCACUUUCUGCCCUCCACAAUGAGAGUGGCCUCGCCCUAAACAAUCUCGUUUAGUUACGAGAUUUUCCUUCUGUCUAACUAGCUACUCUAGCAUUAGGCAAGGAGCUGUUGUAGAGGCUUAAAAAUUCAAUAGCGUUUCCUAUGCAACAAUUCUAGCAUGUCGAUUAUUUAUAUUCAAUUUCAAGCUCAUAUCUAAUGACA
Molecule: messenger RNA, 1000 nt
Organism: Salvia hispanica
Lineage: Eukaryota; Viridiplantae; Streptophyta; Magnoliopsida; Lamiales; Lamiaceae
Product: Pathogenesis-related thaumatin superfamily protein
Source: RefSeq, a predicted model, not a curated record